ACUAACAGAGAAGCGUACUCACUGUUUACGCCGAUUUCACCUCGUUAUUGUUAACAGAGAGCACUUGUCUUCGUCUGUAAAUAGAGCUCAUUGACAGAUUUACCGCUGUGUCUCAAACGGGAUAGUUUGCUUUGUGAGCUGUUAGGUCACAGGAUUUGUAUUUCCUCCUAAUGCGCUGGUGAACCUCGACACAAUGAAGUCAGAUAUACCAUACGAAAAGAUGGUUGAUGUGGAGCUAAGCAGAGGAGAAACACAUCUUGGCUCACAAAAGGUAUUAAAGGGGUCAUAUGAUGCAAUUUCUGCAUUUAUGGCUUUGUUGCCCAUGUGUGUCAUUUACAGGAUUGUUUUAGUGGAGAGUAUUCCUGAGGGACUGGUGUUUAACUCCUCAACCACUCAUCAGUCCGUAUAUGAAGCCUGGCUCAACCUUAUAUCUGGUGCUCAGACCAGUCUGGACAUCGCCUCCUUCUACUGGACUCUUACCAAUGACGACACACACACACACGAGGCCACAGCCAAUCAGGGUGAGCAGAUUCUGCAGGAACUAGGACAGCUCUCGGGGAAAGUGUCGGUCCGAAUUGCAGUCGAUAAACCAUCAAAGAAAAAACCUAUGGAUGACAUUAAGUUUCUGACUGAUUCUGGAGCUGAUGUGCGGAUGGUGAAUAUGCGAGAGCUGACGUCAGGUGUGCUGCAUACUAAAUUCUGGAUCGUGGAUAAGAAGCACAUUUACAUAGGAAGCGCCAAUAUGGACUGGAGGUCACUAACACAGGUGAAGGAGUUGGGUGCAGUUGUGUAUGACUGCAGCUGUCUUGCUAAGGAUCUUGGGAAGAUCUUCGAGGCGUAUUGGUACCUAAAUCAGACCAAGACCGUUCCUGCACACUGGCCCAAAAACUACUCCACCCUGUACAACAAGGACACACCCAUGCAGCUGUCACUCAAUGGGACCGAUGCCAGCGCCUAUCUAUCAGUAAGAGAGGUCCAGCACACUGGAUAAACUGAGCUCAAUCUU
Messenger RNA from Sinocyclocheilus grahami, 1006 nucleotides. RefSeq names its product phospholipase D3-like. The record is from RefSeq and is a predicted model, not a curated record. Gene Ontology annotation, molecular function: catalytic activity. Lineage: Eukaryota; Metazoa; Chordata; Actinopteri; Cypriniformes; Cyprinidae. Bases 194 to 991 code for a protein of 265 amino acids. The transcript is spliced from 7 exons.